This is a messenger RNA of Trichechus manatus latirostris (Florida manatee), 4765 nucleotides long. It is a transcript of the gene PRKCH, whose product is annotated as protein kinase C eta. Lineage: Eukaryota; Metazoa; Chordata; Mammalia; Sirenia; Trichechidae. The record is from RefSeq and is a predicted model, not a curated record. Gene Ontology annotation, cellular component: nucleus; cytoplasm. The coding region runs from base 192 to 2297 and encodes 701 amino acids. Gene Ontology annotation, molecular function: diacylglycerol-dependent serine/threonine kinase activity; ATP binding. The transcript has 14 exons. Gene Ontology annotation, biological process: protein phosphorylation.
GAGGGAGGGAGGGAGGGAAGGAGGGGAGGGACAGGUCCCGGGGAGUCGGUGGAAUGGCCGGUCGAGAGGGUCUUGGGCGCUGCUUUUCCCCGGAGCUGCCUCCACUCCUGCGACUGCCGCGAGGGCUGGCCUGAGCCGGAGCUCCUUGCUCUCCCGGCGCGACCCCCCGGGGCCGGGGCAGCGGCGCCGGCAUGUCGUCCAGCACCAUGAAGUUCAAUGGCUACAUGAGGGUCCGCAUCGGCGAGGCCGAGGCCGUGGGGCUGCAGCCCACCCGCUGGUCCUUGCGCCACUCACUCUUCAAGAAGGGCUACCAACUGCUGGACCCCUACCUGACGGUGAGCGUGGACCAGGUGCGCGUGGGCCAAACCAGCACCAAGCAGAAGACCAACAAACCCACGUACAAUGAGGAAUUCUGCGCCAAUGUUACCGACGGCGGCCACCUCGAGCUUGCCGUCUUCCACGAGACACCCCUGGGCUACGACCACUUCGUGGCCAACUGCACCCUGCAAUUUCAGGAGCUGCUGCGCACGGCCGGCACCUCGGACACCUUCGAGGGCUGGGUUGAUCUGGAGCCAGAGGGAAAAGUAUUUGUGGUAAUAACCCUAGCAGGGAGUUUCACUGAAGCUACUCUCCAGAGAGACCGAAUCUUCAAGCAUUUUACCAGAAAGCGCCAGGGUGCCAUGCGAAGGCGUGUCCACCAGAUCAAUGGGCACAAGUUCAUGGCCACGUACCUAAGGCAGCCCACAUACUGCUCUCACUGCAGGGAGUUCAUCUGGCAUCAUGCUGGGAACUCUGAGAACGUUGGGAGGCAGCAUGUGGAAGCCUCUGAUAAAUGUAUAAUCACUGGAUUCAAUUUCCUAGUGUGCACCUGUGUUGUCCACAAGCGCUGCCAUCAUCUAAUUGUUACAGCCUGUACUUGCCAAAACAUUAACAAAGUGGAUUCGAAGAUUACUGAACAGAGGUUUGGAAUCAACAUUCCACACAAGUUCAACAUCCACAACUACAAAGUGCCAACAUUUUGCGAUCACUGUGGCUCCCUGCUUUGGGGGAUAAUGCGACAAGGGCUUCAGUGUAAAAUAUGUAAAAUGAAUGUACAUAUCCGAUGUCAAGCGAACGUGGCCCCUAACUGUGGGGUGAACGCUGUGGAGCUAGCGAAGACCCUGGCAGGGAUGGGUCUCCAACCCGGAAACAUCUCCCCCACCUCGAAGUUUGUUUCCAGAUCAACCUUAAGACGACAAGGAAAGGAAAGCACCAAAGAAGGAAAUGGGGUCGGGGUUAAUUCUUCCAACCGACUUGGUAUCGACAACUUUGAGUUCAUCCGAGUGUUGGGGAAGGGAAGUUUUGGGAAGGUGAUGCUUGCAAGAAUAAAAGAAACAGGAGAACUCUAUGCCGUGAAGGUGCUGAAGAAGGACGUGAUCCUCCAGGAUGAUGACGUGGAAUGCACAAUGACGGAGAAAAGGAUCCUGUCUUUGGCCCGCAAUCACCCCUUCCUCACUCAGCUGUUCUGCUGCUUUCAGACCCCGGAUCGUCUGUUUUUUGUAAUGGAGUUUGUGAAUGGGGGCGACCUGAUGUUCCACAUUCAGAAGUCUCGUCGCUUUGAUGAAGCUCGAGCUCGUUUCUAUGCUGCAGAAAUCAUUUCAGCGCUUAUGUUCUUACACGAGAAAGGAAUCAUCUAUAGAGAUCUGAAAUUGGACAACGUUCUGUUGGACCAUGAGGGCCACUGUAAGCUGGCAGACUUCGGAAUGUGCAAGGAGGGGAUCUGUAAUGGUGUCACCACAGCAACGUUCUGUGGCACACCCGACUAUAUUGCUCCAGAGAUCCUGCAGGAAAUGCUUUAUGGCCCUGCCGUGGAUUGGUGGGCAAUGGGAGUGUUGCUCUACGAGAUGCUCUGUGGGCAUGCGCCCUUUGAGGCAGAGAAUGAAGAUGACCUCUUUGAGGCCAUACUGAAUGAUGAAGUGGUCUACCCUACCUGGCUCCAUGAAGAUGCCACAGGGAUCCUAAAGUCUUUCAUGACCAAAAACCCCACCAUGCGCUUGGGCAGCCUGCCUCAGGGAGGUGAGCACGCCAUCUUGAGACAUCCUUUCUUUAAGGAAAUCGACUGGGCCGAGCUGAACCAUCGUCAGAUAGAACCACCUUUCAGACCCAGAAUCAAAUCCCGAGAAGAUGUCAGUAAUUUCGACCCUGACUUCAUAAAGGAAGAGCCAGUUUUAACCCCAAUUGAUGAGGGACAUCUUCCUAUGAUUAACCAAGAUGAGUUUAGAAACUUUUCCUAUGUGUCUCCAGAAUUGCAACCGUAGCCUUACGGGGAAUGAGAGAGAUGGUAUAUGAGAAUCAAAAGGGAAUCAAGAUUUUCCAGGAAUUUCCUUGUGGGAACAGCCCAGUAUCAGCCUUAGAACAAGAACCUUACCUUCAAGGAGCAGAUGGAGAAUUCUAUGAAGGACAGAGCUUCAAGAGAUCAACUAUUUCAAGUCCUGAGGGAGCCAUGGUUCUGGAAUUAGUUGAUACUGAAGUAAGAUUUCAAGAAGUAUCUGCUCAAUUUAUGUGUUUCCAAUGGCUAUUUGGGGCUUGGGAAAGUAACAGGAGCCAAAAGGAGAAAAAGUAUGAAGAAUAAACUCAAUCUUUAAAAUUCUGAGCCAAGCAGGCUUUUUACCUCAAGAGGUAAAUCAAGACUUUGACUGUAUGGACCACUUUUGCUCUUCGUGGAGCCAGUGAAUCCCCAAGACUGGCCAUCUGCAAAAAAGUCUCCAAAUGCUAAUGAAGAAUUUAAGGAUAAUUUAAAAGGAAUGAAUGGCUUUCUAAAUAGAAUGAUUUACUCUGAAGAAACAAAAAAUGUCAUCAGUAAAACUCACAACUUAAAGCCCAAUUUCAAAAAAAUACGCUGAUGUACCAAGACAACUAAUAUUGCUUAUUCUUACCUUCAAUUAAUAGAUAUUUAUUGAGUUCCCAGUGAAAAGGUGCCAGAACACCCAAUUGUGUAAACAGAUUUUCAUUAAUGGAGCUUCAUUCUUGAGUUCAUUAAUUUACCUGGAUAUUGUUUGCAUUCUGUGAAAUGCCUUUCCACACUGCAUACAUGAUACUUCUUUUUCUGCACGUAACUGUUUUUCACAGAAGAAAAGUCACUGCUCCAAAGCAACUUUCCACAUAGUCAGCAGGCAGAACCAGAGGCACUUGCUGCCUGCUGACCUAUGGGAUCUCAUCAUGGGACAAUGUGUGGACAUUGCUCUGGACUCGUAAGUGAAGAAUUGCACGCCACUCAUGUCGUGGUUUAUACGUUAGCAGUGUGUUUAAAUUAUACUUUAAGAGAAAAUGAUGUUUGUUUGGUAUAAACUUUAACAAUUAGAAUUGGAUCUCAGAACACAUGCGUUUAUCAAAGAAGGAGCUUACAGUAUGUAACCGUCUAUGUAGUUGGAAAAUGUUAUCUGGCUGGAAAUAAAUACUUUUUUUAGCAAAAGAAAUUUUUUUGUCUGAAAGUAUUGAUGCCAGGGAAGUAUAUUUCUAAACAAAAUUAAAGCUUGGAGCAAAGUGGAUAGAACCCUUGACUUAAAGCAAAUUCCAGAAAGGAGAGGUUGACAUGAUCAUCUGUGUAUCCCUGAAAUUGCCUUUCGCUCUCUGACCAGAACUUCUGUUCGUAAUCAGGGUGAUGACUGCAAAGCAUUGCUGCAACCAGUUAAUCCUUGAAAUCCCAGUGGCAAGACAUAAUAAAUGUGUAUUUCUCAUUCACAUAAAGUCUAGUGCAAGUUUGAUGGCCCUCCUCUGUCUUGGAACUAAUCUGGAAAGUGGAGUUUCUAAGGUUGUCAUAGUCAGGGAAGAGAGAGAUGGAAGAAGUGCUCGCUGCUCACCUCUCCUAGCAGGGACACAUGUCACCUCUGCUCACCUUUGGUUGGGCAGAACACAGUCUCCAACUAUGAAAGGUAUAGGAAUUACAGAGCAACCGAGGGUUAUCAGCUUAGUACUGACAACCUGCCCUGGAUUAUUUUUUUGUAUCUCAUGGUGAAAAAUUACUUUUGAAUGGAAAGAAUAGAUAGGAUCCUCCUGUUACAUUUGUGUGGCACUUAGCAGUUCACAAGCACUCUCACCUACAUAAUUUCACUAGAUCAUCACAACAUCCCUAUGAUGUAAGCAGGUCAUUCAGCCACUGUUUCCACUAUUUACAGUGUGAAUAUUGUGCUACAUUUUACAAAUGAGAAGAAAACAGAGGCUCAGCAAAGCUGAGUUAGUGGGUGACCCAAGGGUUUCAGACUUGGUAAGGAGUGGACCCAGAGCUAAAGUGUAAAUCUUUGAAGUUCUAAUCCAACAGACUUCCAGGAAAGUGAGGGAUCAUACUGAUUUGGGAACUUUUUGGCCUUCACAACUACCUUAUAGCUCAGGAUCUACUGCCCUGUGGGGUUGAUUAGCUGCUUUUAUCUGGUUCAUGCUGGCAGAAAACCAUGAAGAAUAAAGUAUACCUCCUGUGUUCUUUUACAAGAUCCAUUCAUGAUCAUAGUCACACAAAGGAAGCAAAACGUUCUCUUUGUUGAGUUUGCAUGAUCACUUGCUUCCCUGUCCACAGUCUAUUCUCAAGCCUGCUACCUGGGUCUCGUACUUUGGGUUAAGUCCAUUCUUUUGAGAUAAUCCGAGAGUUGUCAGACAGGCUAUCCAACAGCUAAUAAUUUUGGUACGAUUGGAUUUCUGACGCUUUCUUUCUCACCUCCCUCUUGUAUAUAUGAUGAGAGAGAAGAAUACAGGAUGUUUCAUCUCAAACUCAAAAUCUCCAGUCCCAGGGUUA